AUGGGUAACACUAGAUUCACUACUCAUUCACCACAGCAACAACAUGAAGAAUAUCAUAGCGGGGAUUCAACAUGGCUGCGACAAACCAUAUCUAGUUAUUUGAUCAAAGAUGAAUCUAAUCAACAUGAUCAUGUUUUAAUUUUGACACCAUUGAAAAAUGCAGCUGCUUAUCUACCUACGUAUUUUGAUCUUGUAGAUCAAUUAGAUUAUCCGAAAUCAAAACUCUCCUUGGCCUUUCUUGUUUCUGAUACCACAGACGAUACCGUGACUCUAUUACGUACACAACAACGAAGUUGGCAACACCGAUAUCAUUCUGUGCAUAUCUAUGAAAAAGAUUUCCAUUUUGAUUUACCUGAAGAUCAACGCCAUCAAUUCCAACUUCAACCUUUACGUCGUUCUUAUAUGGCUAGAUCUCGUAAUUAUCUAUUAUCUGCUGCUCUUCGUCCUGAACAUCAAUGGGUGCUUUGGUUAGAUGUCGAUGUUGUCAAGUAUCCUACCAGUAUACUUCAAGAUUUGAUCUCUGUCAAUGAAGAUGUUGUCGUACCUAAUUGCCUGCGUUUGACUGAGGAUGGUUCUUUUUGGGGUUAUGAUAAGAACAAUUGGCAAGAAACUGAAGCUUCUUUAACUUUACAAAAGGAAUUAGAUCCCGAUUAUGUUUUAUUGGAAGGAUACUAUGAAUUUUUGACAAAUCGAUAUUUGAUGGUGGAUAUGCCUACUCAUUUGGGUCGAUUCAAUAAAGUACCUUUAGAUGGCGUGGGGGCUACAUUUACUUUGGUCAAGGCGGAUGUUCAUCGUGAAGGCGCCAAUUUUCCAUCUUAUGCUUUCCAACAUCAAGUAGAAACAGAAGGUUUUGCAAAAAUGGCAAAAGCAAUGGGUUUUGGUGUAUACGGUCUUCCUGGUUAUAUCAUUUAUCAUGCCAUGAACGCUUAG
Halteromyces radiatus is the source of this 930-nucleotide messenger RNA. Its product is annotated as Anp1-domain-containing protein. Bases 1 to 930 code for a protein of 309 amino acids. NCBI's taxonomy places the organism in Eukaryota, Fungi, Mucoromycota, Mucoromycetes, Mucorales, Cunninghamellaceae. The record is from RefSeq and is a predicted model, not a curated record. The transcript is spliced from 4 exons.